GUUUGCAUGUUUUGUAACCGCUUGUGAUUAUUAUCAGAGUCAUGAAUGUUCCACAGCAAGUGUGGCUUAACUUCUUAAAUGAGCUACAUUUGAAUCAUAGGCCCACAGCUCAGUACGUUAUAAAAGGUGUUUUAUGGUGACUUAAACUAAAGAAGAAAGGAUAUAAAUAGUCAUUUUCAAUGGAGCGUGAUGAUCUUGUGAAACACACCGGGGGUUGUCACUGCGGGGCGGUGCGCUUUGAGGUGUACAGUGCCCCAGAUUUACAUGUGUUCAAUUGCAAUUGCAGUAUUUGUACAAAGAAACAGAAUCGUCAUUUCAUUGUGCCACAAUCCAAUUUUACCUUGCUGCAGGGUUCAGACAACCUAACCACUUACACAUUUAACACGCACAUGGCAAAGCACACAUUCUGCAAAACAUGCGGUGUCCAAAGUUUCUAUACUCCACGAUCUAACCCUGAUGGAUUUGGUGUUGCGCCCCAUUGUUUGGACCCUGGAACGGUGAGAAGUGUAACAGUGGAGGAUUUCUGUGGAGAGAACUGGGAGGAAAGUAUGAAGAAGCAUCAGACUAUUAAAAGCAUGUCAAAACCAACAAGGGAUGUAUAAUUCAAAUGUCUCCGAUGAGCACUUGGAACCCACUAUUUAUUCUCUGAAUACUUCUCUGAAAACUGUGAUCAAAUAAAACACGAGAACCUAUCACACAA
This is a messenger RNA of Paramisgurnus dabryanus, 700 nucleotides long. It is a transcript of the gene cenpv, whose product is annotated as centromere protein V. The record is from RefSeq and is a predicted model, not a curated record. Gene Ontology annotation, molecular function: carbon-sulfur lyase activity. NCBI's taxonomy places the organism in Eukaryota, Metazoa, Chordata, Actinopteri, Cypriniformes, Cobitidae.